This is a messenger RNA of Phascolarctos cinereus (koala), 1868 nucleotides long. It is a transcript of the gene SAMD8, whose product is annotated as sterile alpha motif domain containing 8. NCBI's taxonomy places the organism in Eukaryota, Metazoa, Chordata, Mammalia, Diprotodontia, Phascolarctidae. Gene Ontology annotation, molecular function: protein binding; ceramide cholinephosphotransferase activity; sphingomyelin synthase activity. Gene Ontology annotation, cellular component: plasma membrane; endoplasmic reticulum membrane; Golgi membrane. The record is from RefSeq and is a predicted model, not a curated record. Gene Ontology annotation, biological process: ceramide biosynthetic process.
CUGGGUCGCCAGCUCCGCCCUCGCUCCUGUCCCCGCCCCCGCCAGAGGCCCCCGGCCCCGACUCAGCUCUGAGGGGCGGCCAGGACAGCGACUGUGACGCCAGCAGCUGCGACUCGGAGGAGGAGGAGGGCUCCUGCCCAGAGUGUCGGUGGGGCCCGGCGGGCCUGGCCGAGCAAACAGAGGAGACAAUGGCAGGGCAUAAUCAACUCUGCAUUCGCCGUUGGACUACUAAGCAUGUUGCUAUAUGGCUGAAAGAUGAAGGUUUUUUUGAGUAUGUGGAUAUCUUAUGCAAUAAACAUAGACUUGAUGGACUUACAUUGCUAACAUUGACUGAAUAUGACCUACGGUCACCUCCUCUGGAAAUUAAAGUCUUGGGAGACAUCAAAAGGCUGAUGUUAUCAAUACGUAAACUGCAAAAAAUACAUAUUGACGUUUUAGAAGAGAUGGGUUACAACAGUGACAGUCUUCUUGGCCCCAUGUCACCUUACAUCAGUGUUCUGCAAGGCUCAGACUGGCUUUGUAAUGGGGAACUACCACAUGACUGUGAUGGACUUAUCACUGACUUGAAUUCAGAUCAGUACCAGUACAUGAAUGGGAAGAACAAACACAUGGUUAGAAGAUUAGACCCAGAAUACUGGAAGACCAUAUUAAGUUGUGUGUAUGUGUUCAUAGUAUUUGGGUUUACAUCCUUCAUCAUGGUUAUAGUCCAUGAACGAGUGCCUGACAUGCAGACUUAUCCACCACUACCAGAUAUAUUUCUAGAUAGUGUCCCUAGGAUUCCGUGGGCCUUUGCCAUGACAGAAGUGUGUGGUGUCAUUCUCUGUUACAUCUGGCUGCUGGUGCUGCUCCUUCACAAACACAGGUCAAUACUCCUUCGAAGACUCUGUAGCCUGAUGGGCACUGUGUUCUUGCUUCGCUGCUUUACCAUGUUUGUGACUUCCCUUUCUGUGCCAGGACAGCACCUCCAGUGUUCUGGAAAGCUGUACGGCAGUGUUUGGGAAAAACUGCACCGAGCCUUUGCCAUAUGGAGCGGCUUUGGUAUGACCUUGACUGGAGUACACACUUGUGGAGAUUAUAUGUUCAGUGGCCACACAGUUGUCCUGACUAUGCUGAAUUUUUUUGUUACUGAAUAUACACCAAGAAGCUGGAACUUCUUGCACACUCUGUCCUGGGUCCUCAACCUCUUUGGAAUCUUCUUCAUUCUGGCUGCACAUGAACAUUACUCCAUUGAUGUGUUUAUUGCCUUUUAUAUCACCACAAGACUCUUUUUGUAUUACCAUACUCUGGCCAACACCAGAGCGUAUCAGCAGAGUAGGAGAGCGAGGAUCUGGUUCCCCAUGUUUUCAUUUUUUGAAUGCAAUGUUAAUGGUACAGUACCUAAUGAGUAUUGUUGGCCUUUUGCAAAACCUGAAGUAAUGAAAAGAUUAAUUGGUUGAAGAAUGUGUCUUUGUAAAGGAUUCGUGAUCAAAUAUACAGAAAUGAUUUCAAAAACUAAUAACUUUAUUUUUUCCCCUCGUGUUUCUGAAUGCCUUGUUACUUGGCUUGUUAGUUGACAGAGUGGGACUUUCUGUGCUUAGCAAGGUUAUAGUUGUAAAAAGUAAGCAUUGAAUAGUCACCAAUACUCAAGUAGGUAUUUGAACAGAAAGCUCAAAUAAUCUUUUUUCCUUUUAGGGGAGGGACAGGGAGAGAGAGAGUGCAGAUUUUGUGUUAGCAUUUUGAGAUAGGUAUAUUUUUUGUUAAAAAAAAGAUUUCUGCUGAUUACUGGCAUGAUUAUAUUCAAGAAGUAAUAUUUUGUGAAAGCUGCUUCCAGUUAUCUUCAAAGAAAAAAAAUCCAUGAGCAAUACUUGUCAUUUAAAAUCUCUCUCUCU